Selaginella moellendorffii is the source of this 1688-nucleotide messenger RNA. RefSeq names its product transcription initiation factor IIF subunit alpha-like. The coding region runs from base 15 to 1559 and encodes 514 amino acids. Gene Ontology annotation, molecular function: DNA binding; TFIIF-class transcription factor complex binding; RNA polymerase II general transcription initiation factor activity. The transcript is spliced from 10 exons. Gene Ontology annotation, biological process: positive regulation of transcription elongation by RNA polymerase II; transcription initiation at RNA polymerase II promoter. NCBI's taxonomy places the organism in Eukaryota, Viridiplantae, Streptophyta, Lycopodiopsida, Selaginellales, Selaginellaceae. Gene Ontology annotation, cellular component: nucleus; transcription factor TFIIF complex. The record is from RefSeq and is a predicted model, not a curated record.
AUUUUCCUCUGACGAUGAUGCACGCUGUCCCUGGCGCUGCCGCGAGUGGCGAUCUCGUCCUGCGAUCGAACUGUGAGAGAUGUGGAGCUCCCGGCGCUUCCAAUGAGCUCUUCGCGGCGUCGUGCCGGCAUAUGACCCUAUGUAUGGCUUGCGGGAAAUCCAUGGCCGAGGCGAAAGCGUCGUGCGGCCUGUGCGGUGCUACCGUCACUACACUGAUCAAGGAGUACAAGGUGAAGCGAGCGCCCAACCCAAAGCAGUGCUUUCUAGGACGAUUUUCCCAGGGCUUGCCUCUGUUCUCGACGAAGAAUAACCUCCACUGGACCAUGAGGAAGGAUAUUCCCAGGCCGACUGACCCAGCCAGAGAGAAGUUUAAGAUCACUGCUGAGAAGCUCAAGUCCAAGCCAUGGAUUUUGGAGGACGACACUGGUGCGUACCAGUUCCAGGGCCAGCUUGAAGGCGGCCAACAAGCGACCUACUACAUUCUCAUGAAGAGUGGGAGGGACUUUCAUGCGUUCCCAGCGGGUUCAUGGUUUAAUUUUCACAAACUCGUCCAGUACAAACAACUUACGCUCGAGGAAGCCGAGGAGCAGAUGAAGAACCGUCGCAAGACCGCGGACGGAUAUCAGAGGUGGAUCAUGAAGGCGGCAAAUGGUGCGGCGGCGUUUGGCGAAGUUGAAAAGACUGGAAGGCAGCGGAAGGAAGAUGAUGACGAUAAGAAGAAAGGAACUAAAGUUGCCGAGGACGAUGAUCUCGCCAAGCCCGAAGAUUUUGAUCCGGAAGACGAAGUUGACAGAGGUGACGACUGGGAGCACGAGGAAACUUUCACGGAUGAUGACGAAGCCGUUGGUAAUGACCCCGAGGAGAGAGAUGAGCAACCAGAUGUUCCUGCUCCACCGGAAAUCAAACAGGAAGAGGAUGAGAUAGAAGCUGAGGAAGGAGGACAGCCUCAGCAGGGUGAAAACGCCCUGAGUCAGUCUGGACGUGACAUGAAGAAGCUGCUUGGCAAGUCGGGGGGCCUUGAAGAAUCGGAGGACGACGACGAUGAGGAGGACGAGGAUAUGGAUCUGGACAACGAGAACAUCAGCUCUCCAGUCCUGGCUCCGAAACACAAGGACGAAGCGGGCGACGCUACUCCAACGAAGUCUGCUAAUGCGCGUCCUCCUGGAGGCCCUUCUGCUGCUUCAAAGAACAAGCGAAAGGUGGAUGACGGAAAGACUGCCGCAGCAUCCAAAAAGUCCAAGACAGAGACGAAGAAGGAGGUGCCAGCAGUAAAGAAGGAAAGCCCCUCUACAGUAAAGAAAGACGCUCCCAAGAAGGAAGCAGCAAAACCAGCCGCGGGAGCUUCUACUUCGUCCGCUAGCUCAGCUCUCGAGGAAGAAGUGAAAGCAGUGCUCAAGGACUCGGGUCCGAUGAAGAGCCAGGAUCUCGUGGCCAGGUUCCGGAGCAGGCUAAAGAACAAAGAGGAGAAGAACGCGUUCGCCAUGGUGCUCAAAAAGAUAUCUCGCAUCCAGAAAAGAGAUGGAGCAAGCUAUAUCGUGCUCAACAAGGAGGAGCGCUAAAAGUUUUGGCUUGCUCGCUCGCUGGGAGUAAAACUCUGUCCGUAUGGCGCUACAGCCAUUGACAAUGUACGGCAGAGCUAUUGUAAAGUUCCGUUUGUAACUAUUUUAACACGAUAAAAGAUAAUUUAC